Molecule: messenger RNA, 2898 nt
Organism: Cyprinus carpio (common carp)
Lineage: Eukaryota; Metazoa; Chordata; Actinopteri; Cypriniformes; Cyprinidae
Source: RefSeq, a predicted model, not a curated record
UUGUGUGAAUUCUUCAUAUCUUUAUGUUUAGCAGGCUUGUUUUAAUAAAACUCUUAUUUCCUCUAAAUGUAGACUGGAAAUGUGUCUUCAAAACUCAUCACAGCUACUCCAUCAGUCCACUGCCUAAUUAUUUUACACUUUGCAAUGAGCUGUUUUUUUCUUAUUGAAGGGUAAAACCAGAGGAUGAUGAGUUUCCUUGUUUUACUCCACUUCUUACAUUAACAGAUGUUUUAUGUAACUUUAUAUUUAGUAUCACAAGAUCCAGACUCUUCACAGAUAUUUUUUUUAGGAGAUAUACUUUUAAACAACAGUAUAGUGUAUAAAUAUCCCAGAAAAACUGAAUCAACAGUAAACAAUGAAAGGCUUCUGAAACACCAAAAUGCAUUUAGUGCAGCAGGAUGACAUUAAAGCCAUAAUCAGAUUUAAAUUAUACACUGAACCAGAGCAAGUUGUCUUUUAUGAUUUCGUUAUUAGUCUAUACUGUGUAAAACAAUGUAUGGGAGAUGUUUUCUAUUAGAUCAUUUGAAUAAAAGCAGCCCUGCCUUCUAGCUUGUUCUAACCGUCAUUUUUAUUUUCCUGUCGUGGUUUUUAGUGGCUAUUUUUUUACUCUGAGGUGACAGUUUCAACUCUGCGUGCAUGAAAGUGUGUCAUAGAAACAAGAUCUGCAAAUUUGAACAGUUUGAUUAAUGGCUGCCAAUGUUAAUAAAAUGCUAAUUUAGCUAUUGAAACAUUAAGUCUAACUUCUGACUUACGAUGUCUGGAUGUUUCAUUUAUAUUUGGCUGUGUUUCUUUGCUGUAUUUGCGAAAGAAACUGAAGUCAAAGUGCAGACGGGCUUACACAGUCGUGCUGAGCUGACUGGAGAGAAGCUUGAUCAACAUACUGCUGAUUCUCUGAGCUCAGUGGAAUGGACCAAACAAAAUGGGUCAAUAAUAUGUCAAUGUUUUAGGACAAAUACCACAUUCAGUGCUGCAUACAGUCAAUGCUGUGGCACAGCUCAUUUCUAUUUAAACAAUAACAGCCUCAUUCUGGAGAACGUGACAGCAAAGGAUGAAGGAGUUUACACUGAAAAAAUUAUUAGAGAAAACGGAACUACAAAAAGCCUAAACUUUACAUUAAUUAUUCAGUACCCUCCAAGUGCAACAGAAAUUGUGGUCUCCUGGACCUCCAGCACAUCUGUGACUCUCAAAUGUGAAGUGAGCGGCUCAUUUCUGCAUCUGAUGUGGAAGAGAGAAGGGUUGCCUAUUCUAGAGAAACACAGACACUCAUUUAGUGAGAGCAACCAAACUCUACACAUCAGCAACAUAACCAGCUCCGAUUACGGGACGUACAGCUGUAUUGCUUCAAAUGCAUAUGGAAAAUCAGAAAAGCACACAUAUAUUACCGGUCAGAACUCAACAGUUAACCGAGGAAACAGCGCUGGUGGUAAAACUCAGUCUGAUCAGAUUGUGCUUUCAAGUGGACUUACACUUGCAGCAGUUUUGGGACUGUGCAUCGUGUUCUACUGCCUUUACAAAAACCAUCACAGGCAAAGAGCAGAAAAUGGCAGAACUACAGAUGAAGGGGGUGCAGACAAUGACCAUGGUAUUUAUCAGGAAAUACCUGUCACUGAAGAGGUGACUCCUUUACCGUACGUCUACACAGACUUCAUCAAGCCGAAAGAGAGCAGUCAGGCCUCCGCUGCAGCGCAACACUUUGAGGACUUUGGUUACUCUGAGGUCGGACCCACAUGCAGGGAGGAAACAGUCGUUCUAGAUGAACGUGUGUCUAAUGAACAGUCCACAGCGUGUCCUGAUGCUGGAGAGGAGUAACAACUGAUAUAAGAGACUACAAAACAUGUUGGAGUAAAAACAGCGAAUACUAACACACGCUUUCAUGUUCCUGAAUGUUACGUCCUGAUCAACCACUAGAGGGCAGCAAAAACAGCUGAAAACACAAAAGGUGCAAAGCUGUCAUCGGAGUGGCAUCAAUGUACAAAAGUUAAACGGUACAACCAUGUACCUUAUUUACACCUAAAUGAUGCAUAUUAAUAGCUUAAAUGUAAAUAUUAAUAUUAAUUAAUAGUACAUGAUAAUACCUAAAGUAUACAUAUUAGUAUCUUUUUAAUGGCCACCGCAUCUGACAUAUUUUUUUUACUUUUUUUUUUUUUUUUUGUCCUGAGACUGUAGCAGCUCUACCAUUUUUAACCAUGAUGGUUUCCGAUUAUUACAGACACAGAAACAACAUUUUUGAUGGACAAAUCAUCUUCAUGAUUACUGUUACAUUCAAUAGGCUAAGCAUCAUUCUGAAAAAUAACAAAGUGUUUUCUCUUUUGCACUUGGCACUGGAUCAAACAUAGCAUGAACACAUUAUACAGACUUGAUAAGUACAUAAUAAAAGGACUUCAUUAAGUACUUCAGUGUCUUGCAAUAAUGUCAAGGAAACAAUGUUUGAAGUGACACAUAUGCACACUGUGAGAGGUCGUAAGUGUCCACCCUACUCAUUAGUGACUGUCAUACACAGUGAUUAGAUAAAUGACGUGUGCCUUUCAGAGCAAUUUGGAACGAAAGUGGUUUGUCUUGCAUGACUAACUCUGUUAAAGGUUCUGUAUAUAAAUUAUGACAUGUCAUGGAGUAAGCAGCAUUGAUGUUAAAAGGCAAAUCUAGAUGUCAGUAAAGAGGUGCACUCUCACAGUGCACAGUAAGAGACCAAAACAGGUCAAAGCAUUUGAGAGACAGCUGUCAGUCAUCUGUCUCACCAAUUCUUUCAUUUACAUUUUAAGAGUAGAGUACCUUCAUGUAUACCUAAUGUCUUUAGGUAUAAUGGAAUGUCUUUAUUUGGAUAACUCAAACAACCAGGAAUACAUACUGCAACAGGAUGCAAAGAAUUCUGUAGGUUCCUUUCUUUGUUUUUCCUUCAGA